Molecule: messenger RNA, 1466 nt
Organism: Choloepus didactylus (southern two-toed sloth)
Lineage: Eukaryota; Metazoa; Chordata; Mammalia; Pilosa; Megalonychidae
Gene: CCDC34
Product: coiled-coil domain containing 34
Exons: 6
Coding region: 48-1157 (369 amino acids)
Source: RefSeq, a predicted model, not a curated record
GAUCCCGUCUCCGCUGCGUCUCCGCCGGUUUGAACUUGGCGGGCCAGAUGUGGCCGGCGGAGUGGCGGGGGGCUGCUCCUCCCCCGCCCCACACCCGUCUCCCUGCGGCCUUCCCGCCCAGGUCUCGGCCUUCCUCGGGCUCCUUCUCUGUCCUCAUGGCGGGCGCCCAGGAACAGGGUCUGGAGGUAGUGGCGGUGUCCGUGUACUCUCCGUCGCCGUCGCUGAGCUGCAGCAAUUCCACCAUGUCGCUGUUGUCUCCCCUCCGCCACCAUAGCUUCCCGUUUGACGAGGACGAUGGUGAUGGGGAAGAUGAGGAAGAUGAGAACGAAGAUGCUCAUGACUCGGAGACCAAGGUGGCUAGUCUGAGAGGAAUGGAGUUGCAGGGGUGCGCAAGUGGUGAGGUUGAAUCAGAAGAUAGCCAAGAGGAACAAAAACAGGUGCGCUUACCAGAAAGCAGCCUGACACCAUGGGAAGUGUGGUUUGUUGGCAAAGAAAAAGAAGAACGUGACCGUCUACAACAGAAAGCUCUAGAGGAAUUAAAUCAACAACUAGAAAAAAGAAAAGAAAUGGAAGAACGUGAAAAAAGGAAAAUAAUUGCUGAAGAAAAACACAAGGAAUGGGUUCAGAAAAAGAACAAACAGAAAAGGAAAGAAAAGGAACAAAAAAUUAAUAAGGAAAUGGAGGAAAAAGCAGCAAAGGAACUACAGAAAGAACAUUUGCAAGAAAAAGCAAAAGAUAAGUAUCAAGAAUGGUUAAAGAAAAAAAAUGCUGAAGAAUGUGAGAAGAAGAAAAAAGAAAAGGAAAAAGAAAAACAACGGCAAGCUGAAUUACAGGAAAAAAAGGAAAUAGCAGAAAAAAAGUUUAAGGAAUGGUUGGAAAAUGCAAAAAAUAAACCUCUUCCAGCUGCAAAGAGCUAUGGUUAUGCCAAUGGGAAACUUACAGGUUUUUACAGCGGAAAUUCCUAUCCAGAACCAGCUUUUUAUAAUCCAAUUCCAUGGAAACCAAUUCAUAUGCCUCCUCCGAAAGAAGCUAAGGAUCUAUCAGGAAAGAAGACUAAAAGACCUGUGAUAAGUCAGCCACACAAGUCAUCAUCUCUGGUAAUUCAUAAAGCCGGAAGCAAUCUUUGCCUUGGAACUCUGUGCAGAAUUCAAAGAUAGUAUAUGUAGGAAAUAGCAUGUUUUUACUUGGAGCUAUUCAAUCUUAAAAUCAGAAAUCAUUUUUUACUGCUCAGUCAGUAAUUUAAUCUUUGACAUAAUAAUUGAGAAGUUCCCAUUUUUGCAUUUGUGUAUGGAGUCCUUAGAAUUAAUUUAGGAAAAUAUUUUAUACAUUUUGAUUUUUAUAAAUGUUUCAAGGUUGAUUUUUGGUAUAUUGUUUUGCAGGAUAAGUAACUGAACACCUAAUUAAGAAUUGUGUUUGUGUUUACCUUAUAUUAAAACUACCCUGUGGUACCAGUAAAACCAAAAAUU